Molecule: messenger RNA, 1920 nt
Organism: Leishmania mexicana MHOM/GT/2001/U1103
Lineage: Eukaryota; Euglenozoa; Kinetoplastea; Trypanosomatida; Trypanosomatidae
Exons: 1
Coding region: 1-1920 (639 amino acids)
Source: RefSeq, a predicted model, not a curated record
AUGAUGCAGCUAGACUUUGUACUAUACCGCUUUGUAUGCGACGUUCCGACCUUCACAGGGCUGUUUGCGGAGGAUGCGCAGGGGCGACACAUUCCUGAUGCAGCCUCCUUUCAGUGUAGCUGGGCCCGAACGUCACGCGCACAGACCAGCUCAAGCGGCACAUCUGCUCUGCACUGCGUGGAUGGCGCCACGGACCACAUGCACUUUAAGGCACUCGGCGACGACAUGGCACUGAUGUUUGCGAAGCUGACACAUCAGCUUAUCCUGGACGCCGAGCAGGAGGUCAUCACGUUCGCCAUUCGGCCGUCGCAGUAUAGCGCCGCUGGGCCGCUGCCCGUCGUUACCAAGGGCUCCCUCGAUCCACGACCGUACUUUGGCAAGCCCAUGAAGAACUACGCCAUCAAGCUGCGUGAUGCUGCCGGAGAAGUCACCGGAAAGCUGCUCUUCUCCAUGUGUGUGCAUGGAAUCCAUGAGGAAGAGCAGAGGGUGCAGUGCGGCAACACCGUGGCCUCGACCGCAACGACGUCGCCGCCGCGCAGCAGCCCCCAUCAUGGCAAAAUAUCGAUGGAGCGUGAUUCGUCGCGCGAUCGCCAGCUGAAGACGCCGCCGCGUAGCGAGCGGGUGGUGCACAUUCACUCACAGGUUCUGGAAAGACAGGAGGCAACGCUGCAUCAGACCCGCACCAGAACAGUGCAGCGCUCCCAGCCACGAAGGGAAGGGUCGCGGCACUCACAGCGUGAUUCCCGUCUUGUACAGCGCGUGGAAAUUGAGCUAGAGCGCGUUACGAUCAGGACAGAAAGCAUUGAUCUCGAUCACCCAGCACCGCUGCUGCUUGGCGGCGACUACAGCAUGAAGAUUCGCUACGGUUCCUACACCUACCGAACGACGCAGGCCGUUUGCUGCAAUCCGAAGGAGGUGAUGUUCAAGGCACAGCAGGCCCGCAUCACGCUUCCGCCGGCUGGCGGCACGGAAAAGCUCCGAUUUUCGCUUUGGGAGGAUAAGCACCAGGUCGCCGGCUUCUCCCUGCACCCCGCGAAGUUCCAGUCCGGUGUUGGGGAGUGGAAGGAGUACGCCAUUCCCUUCCGCUAUCACCCCACAGGACAGCGUGCCGCUCUCGAUGUGCGCAUAUGUCGAUUAGAAGUCGACCGCGGCCGUUCCCCGAGCAGCAGACGCUCCUCCUCUCUGCCUUCCGCGGCGUCACAAGCCGUUCCGCAACAGUUGACUUAUCGAACCGAUCCGUCGGAUAGGUAUGCGGAGAAGGCCGCACAUGGACAAUCACCGCUGCGCUUCUCGCCGCCGCCAAAGCAGUAUGACGCGGUGAAUCUCAUUCCACACGAUGCCCCGCCGGUGGACACUUGCUCGUCAUCGCACCGAGGAGGCUCCUCUCCGCCAGGCUCCGUCAUUGCGGCCUCAGGGCGGCUACCGCCAUUUGAUGCCAACCGCACGAGCACGCCGCUUCGCGUCUGUGAGGGGGGUGGCGUGCGGGGCGGCUGGGAGCGCACCCCCAUGGGCGAACGCCCGCCGCCGCUGACGUCAAAUCUUGCCGACCUCCCAGCUGAUCAACGUCCGCCGGAUGAGCACGAGGUAUACAUUGCAGAGGUGCUGAGGCGGCUUGAGCGCCAGCAGCGGGCACCGCGGCCGCAGACGUCACUCGUGGAGGAGUGGAUUGGCUGGCGCAACGAGCGCGAACGCAGCCGCGGCAACAGCUUCUCCAGCAUGUACCCGCGAUCAUGUUCCGUGAAAAGCGCGGCGAGCCGUGCAGAUUCAGUGACAUCCGUAAUCUCGCGGCGUGCCUUAACGCCACGGCCGACAAAGUCAAACGCCGACAAAUCGUUCAUAACGCCCUUCACCCCCGAUAAGAGCGCCUACCGUCGCCACAGCUCGUGCCGGAGCCCGACCCCGCUUAACCCCCUUAUUUAG